UCCUUCCGAUAUCUGAUCAUACUAUGGCCAGUAAGAGGAGUUAAACAGAGAGACAGAUAACCCGUCAGAGAUGCAAACCGCUCUCGCAUCCCCGGUGUCGCAGCGAUGGAUAGACUGUGGGCAUUUCCACGAAUGCAGCUCUCACUGACCACUUCACGUGCCAUUGACUCACGAAUCUGAACACAUGUCCGGUCCGGAAUCGAGACCGCGCCACCUUCCCUGGAUACACAAAUGGCUCGUGGUGUAGAGCGACUCUGGAGAGAUUUACACAGAUUGAGACGCAGCGUCCCGCGCGCUGGACAGAGGAUGAGAGGAUGCUCGCGAGAUACGGCCGGAGGAAUGCGGAGCACCAAACUCUCGUUUUUAGCAAUAUUCCUACUUCUGUUGCCAAGUGCGCAGGCUUCCGAGGAAGACUCUGGGUCGGCAGGAUCAUUUCUGGAUGUGGCCACCUCACCAUCCUCAGCUCAUCUUUUGGGUGGCUUCAUCAUUACAGACAAGAACGCAGUGUCCGUCAUCCAAUCAAAUCUCUCGGGCUCAUCAAAGGGCAACAGAGAACAGCCUGAGUUUACUUUACUGGCCAGCACAGCUCAAAAACCUCCUGAACUUCUGCUGUCAAAAGCCACUCCUGAGAGUCCCGUUACAAGAGUCAGUGAAACUCAUCGAUGGCCUUCAAACGUAUCUUUAGAGAGAUUGGAGUUGUCAUUCACCCUUCCAUCUUCUUCUGAACUGGUCAGCAACCACUCUUCCAACUCAGAGUCUGAGUGGAUAUCUGAACUAGUUUCAUCUGAGUCUACAUCCAAAGCUGCAGACCCUCACCAUAAAGCCAAUGAUUCCAACAUAUAUUCAUCUGAGCAGAGAAACACUGCUACACCCAACAAAACUUCUGCCACAACUGUGUACACACAACGAGAACGAGUAGAGGUCACGACUAUUACUGUAUCUCAACCUACAAUGUUUACCAGCAAUACUGUUACCAUGACCACAACCAGCACCCCAUCUACUACAGCCACAAAGCUGACCAGCACUACUCAUUUAACCAGUGCUAAACGAAACGCUAAAACAAUUACAACAACUAUCAAAACAACAACCCCACUCCAAGAAUCAUCAAGAACAACACGUAGAAUGCUGUCCCCCUCAACCUCAAAAAGUGCUAAGACCACCCUAUCAAGAAGUACUUUAGGCCCUCUAAGACCUGCUGCCACUGAAGCGACGUUGCUCAUGUGUAACAUCACUGACAGGAUGUGGAUAAAGACAGUGCUGUCCAUACAGUUACGGAGGAGUCGUCUAGACAGCAUUUUGAAGCAGAAUCUCCCUAGAGGACUCACUCAAGCACUGAAGAAGGCCUUGAAUGAUAGCACUGUUCAGGCUAAGAUUGAGAGCAUCUCCAGCGCUCCUAACGUGACAGUUGGUUACUAUGUGAUGGGUGGAGGGAUAGUAUAUACUGCCUCAGUGGUGGUAGAGGCUGUGAUUGUCUACGGUAUUGAGAGAUUGAUGGCGGACAUCCGGCAGUUUGUGCCACUGGUGCAGGCCGUACCCGUCCCAGCUGCCCCCUGGAGAUCCAGCCCUGCCAUCUCACUCAUGCUGAAGACAGUUCUGAGGUUUGUUGGUGGGGGUGAUGACCUUAGGUCCUGUAGAUUUGCUCAGACGAUGGAGCAGAGACUGGAGAAUGCUUUUGCUGAAGCAGAGGCCAUUGUUCUCAACUCACACAACGCUCUCAAUGUUCAGAUCUUGAGUGUAUCUCAGUCUUUGGGUUCUGCUGUAUCUCUCAUAUAUGUGGUGCAUAAUGGAAGUGUCAUUCUCAGUGGAAUAACAGCAAGUAACCUCCUUAGCCGCUUGACAGCUGAGCUUGUGGGCUACUUUCUGUUUUACCCUCCACUGAUCACUGCUGAGCCGCUGGAAUACCACAACCUCAACACUUCUAUAGCAACCAGGCCCUUUUGGGUGAUCACAGUGGUUCAGGAUGUGGAGAACUCGUCUCUUGAGGGACAGUACCAGAGCUUUGCCAGUCUGAUGGAGGAGCGUUUCGCAGAACUCUUUAUGGUGGCCCAUCAGCAGGGUGUUCGCUUCAAACGGGCAACAACAGUGGGCAGUUACACCGUCCAGAUGGUGAGCAUCAGGCGUGUGCAUGGUCCAAAAAACCCAGCUGAGAUGACUUACUACGUCCAGCAGAAUGGGACCCCACUACUCGGCACAUCCGCAGCCAAACUUCUCAACACAGUGGAUUCACAGACCAUGGCGCUCACGCUGGGAUAUUUUGUCCAACUGCAGGCUGAAGCUGUGGUGAAGAAUCCACCCAACAACCUGUGGAUCAUCGCUGCGGUGCUGGCGCCCAUCGCUGUCGUAACCCUUAUCAUCAUCAUCAUCACCACGGUGAUGUGUCAUAAAAACAAGAGCGAUUUCAAAAGUGAUCCCAUUGGUAGCUUCAACCCCCGAGUCAAGACUGCUUACUGGAGAGACGUGGGUUAUUACCCUCAGCCUGUUCAGGGGUUUGACUAUGCCAAGCAGCACCUGGGUCAGCAGGGUGGUGAUGAAGAGUCCCUCCCGGUUACCCAGGGCACUAUGAUUCUGCCCCACCCCAUUCGAGAUGCCCCACUGUCCUUAGACAAGACCGUACGUCAAGAUGUGUCUGCCUCAAAAAAGAGCUUGACCAGUCAGAUAAGGAAAAGUAAGUUGCCGAGUGAGGAUGGCUCUGUCAUCAGCAGUGAAUCAGUGAAGGGGGUCUCAGGCAAGAGCUUGAGUGUGCAAAAAGCCAGAGCACAGCAGAAAACCGUGAGGGAGGAGACAAGGAAGAGUAAUGAUCAUUAUGAUAGUUCCUCAGGAUCGCUUCAGCUUAUUUCCACAAAACCCAUGGCCGCCCAAUCCACCUACUCGCACCCUGCAUCUUCCGACCGCAGUCAGGACUCUGCCAUACUCAGUGGAGAGGUGAAUCUGGCUCUGAAACAGAAGUCUGACAUCGAGCACUACAGGAAUAAGCUCCGGCUGAAGGCCAAGAGGAAGGGUUACUAUGACUUCCCUUCUGCUGAGGGGAGAGGCAGCACCAAAGACCUGAGUGAGCGACACAAAUACAGCCACAGCAGGCCCCCAGAACCUCACAGCAGAGCACAAGAACCUGAAGACGACAGGAGAUCCACAUAUUUGAAGCACAGCAGGAGAGGUUCUCAGGUGAGGCAGCAACCCACUCAUCGAAGUAGACAGUCUCUCAACAGUCCAAGUCCUGGGGAAACUGAGAUGGAUCUUCUGGUCAUGAGAGAGAGACCCAGAAAGGGGAUCCGCAACAGUGGCUAUGAUACCGAGCCAGAGAUUAUCGAAGAGACUGACGUGGACCGACAGGUGGGCCGUCAUUAUUACGGUUGUGCUCGUCGAAUCAAAGGUCAAUCUGAGGCGUCGACAUUGAGCUCUCAGCCCUCCAUAGAUGAAGUCCGGCAGCAGAUGCAUCUUCUGCUGGAGGAAGCCUUCAGUCUGGCUUCUGCUGGACACUCCAGCUCCACCAGACACCACCAUCAGCAUGCUCCACUAGGGCCCUACUGCCUUGGGCCAGUCAUCCCAUACUCAGAGGUGGUGACCAGCACACCAGGCACCUCGAUUCGAGGGCAGAGGGGCAUGCAGUGGGUGCCAGCCUAUAGACCUGACCCUUACCAGUACAGUCUGGCCAAACAGGCGUUCAGGUUCACUCAGCUGCCAGAUAUGGCUCUCGGAUCACCACCACCACCGAUCCCACCGAGAACAGGCCCUCCACCUGAGACAUCAUUGAGACGGUCAUCAUCUGAUCUUGGUCCAAAAGGUCACUACCCUGAGUCAUCAGUGCAGAGUCAGCAUGACAGCGCCCCCUAUAUGCCAAACGUCAGAGCACCAUUUCCGCCGGUCACUACAGAACCCAUUCCCAACCCCUCAGGAAAUCCCAUGACAGCAGUGUAUGCCAUUCCAGCCACUCGCCCUGGAUACACGGGCUACUUCAUCUCCACGCCGCCUUCAUCCUAUCACAGCCCGUCUUGGAUGUCCUACCCGCCUGAGCCUGAGGACGUGCCUCCUCAGUGGGCCGAAUCUGUGCCCUUACCGGGCUAUGCAGAGGCCUUUCCUCACCCCCACUAUCCUCAGGGCAGCCCGCUCCUGUGGCAUCACAGCCAGGCCAUGUCUGCUCAGGGCGGUCCAGACCACCGGCCCUCCUCAUCCACAGCAGCUUCCCAGCAGAGUCUAACUGAGCCUGGGGAUCCGAUCAGCCCUGACACCCCUCUCAGCAGCCUUUCCACCUCAGCCCUGGUCCAAGCCAUCCGCGAUGAGGUGGCCAAACUGGCCAAGAAGCAAGCAGACAUGUUGGAGUUCCAGGUGUAGAGCUUCCCUGCUGAAAAAAAACAUUAGCUGGUUUUCUGGUCUUAGCUGUUUUAAGAUGGUAUCCAGCCUGUUCAAGCUUGUGCUCAGGUGGAUUAGCUGGUCUCCCAGCCUGACAGCUAAAAAGCACUCAAAAACCCUCUAAAACCAGUCUUACCAGUAUGGGAGACAAGCUAAGACCAGCUAACCAGCUUAGAUGUUUUUGUUUUUUUUCUUAUUUCAGCAGGGUUUCCGGUGGUUUAUUGAACCAGCUGCACUGCGACGAGACUCAGAGAUUAAUGCAUUUAUGACUUCUGUGCAAAUUAGACUCCUGAUUAUAUUUAACUGGAUACUUUAAUUUAUUCAAUUUAAUUUUGUCUGCUGUUUAUUAAGGUUUUGUGUGCUUCUUUUAGUAUGUAUCAUUGUAGUAUAACAUUAAUAUUUAAUUCAAGUUUUCAAUUGGACAAGAAGAAAGUUUCCUUUGUAGAAAUGUCAGAAAUAACUCAAAUUGGCUUGAAAAAGUAUCCGGCUCCCGAGUCCCCGUGCUCAUUAAAUCAGUACCACUGGGGGGAGCUAUGUUAACAAAAACUUAAGUUCAUUAUUUCAUAAAACAAAGGUAAAUACGUUCACAUUUACAUAAAUACAAAUUCAUAUCCAUAAAUCCAUUCAAUAGUACUAAGCCCCUAUGGGAAAUGAUGGUGGGAAAAUAUGAGUAGGGAGGGAAAUAAUUAUUGAUGCUUUUGCGUUCGCUCGCAAAACUUCUACGUUCAUCCAAGAAACAUUUGCGUUCUCUCACAAUUCUAAUGUUCUUGCAAGAGACUCUCAGAUAUGCAUUCCCACAACUGAAUGCUCUGCGGUCUGUACUUUGUGAAAUUACUGUCAUGUAAGAAGAGUGAGAAGAUACAGCGACUCUUUCUGUAUUGCGUCAUUACACCAGCAGGUGGCGAAAAGUCUUAAUAGUUAACACAGUCUAAAUGUAAAUGGUAACAUAAUAGUGGUCAUUUAGUUUAAAACACUAACACUAUGUUCCAAAUGGCAUAAAUGAUGGGUGUGACUCAAUCAGCUCCCUAGUUCAGUAGUUAGGAGGACACUGGUCAGGGAGUCGGCCAUUUCUAGGGCUGUCCCAAUCACAGAAUUGUUCCAGUGCACGGAAAUGUUUGCUCCCUGAAAACUCCCAGAAUGCACGGUUAAAACCAGGGAACAUCUUUGUUAUCUUGUUCUAGGUUCCCUUACUGUAACGGUCAUCAUUUCUUCUGAAGUCUUUCAAGUCGUUACAGGAUGAGCGUAAGUGCAAAUAUAUGAUGCCAAAGCCUUAUUUUCAAUUUAACAAUUGUCUUUCAUCCAUAAUGUCCAUGAAAGGAAAACAAUCUUUGAAAUAUUACAGUUGUUAGAAAAAGAUUAAAAAUACACUCCUUGGGGGCCAGGGUAGCUCAGCAAUUAAAGACCCUGUCUACCACACCUGGAGUCGCAAGUUCAGAUCCAGUCAGGCUUCCUAAGCAACCAAUUGGCCCGGUUGCUAGGGUGGGUAGAGUCACAUUGAGGUAACUCCCUCGUUGUCACUAUAAUGUGGUUCUCACUCUCGGUGGGGUGUGUGGUGAGUUGUGCGUGGAUGCCGUGGAGAAUAGCACGAGCCUCCACACGUGCUAGGUCUCCGCGGUAACGCACUCAACCAGCCACGUGAUAAGAUGCGCAGAUUGACUGUCUCAGACACGGAGGCAGCUGAGAUUCUUCCUCUGCCACCCAGAUUGAGGCGAGUCACUACGCAACCAUGAGGACCUAGAGCGCAUUGGGAAUUGGGCAUGCCAAAUUGGGGAGAAAAGGAGAGGAAAAAAAAUGCACUCCUAAUUAAUUUCUUAAUUUAUGUCAUUUAUUUUUCAAAAUAACACUGUAUGUUUUAAUAUCUACCUCAAAAAAACACACAACAGUGUCAUUUAUACAGCGAUGUUGCUGAUUAAUAACAGGUGCGUUUGAAUGAGCACAGCCUUGUUAUCGUGUCGCAGGUGAUUGUGUCAUAAAGUCCCGAUGUUCAGUGGAUCGAGUUUGUUCACGAUAUACUGAUUCACGACAAAGGAAGCUCGGGAGCGGAUUGAGACACAGGGGAUGUCUUCACAGGGCACUUAAGAGAGAACAUUCAUAGUAGCAAAGCUCCAGUGUUGUUGGACAUGAGUUCCAGCAAAUUUUAGGCCUUAUGGAGGGGGAAACACCACCAUCACCACCACAAUAAUAACAACAACAAUAAGCAUAAUAGUAAUAAUAAGUAUAUACAGUUACCAUGUUUACCAUCAUGUUCGUUAUGCUCAGUACUAUUUAAUGGAUUUAUGAAUAUGAAUUUGUAUUAAUUUUGUGAAUAUGUAUUCAAAUUUAAAUGUAUUUAUAAUUUCAGAAUAUUACUUUUUAAAAUGCAUUAUUCAUAAUCCUCAAAAAUUGCUUGAAAUAAAAUGGUCAUAACAUCCACUAGAAAACCUGGUAUGGUAAUUAUUCACAGUUAUAAAUUGCAACAAUAUCAAAACAAGCAAUAUCAGUCAUUUUGUUUGUGCGUAAAAUGAUGUCUACACUAGACGUGACCAGAAAUGUUGUGUUGUCUUGGGUUUGUCUACCAAGGUGUUCUAAUAUACCUAGAGUUCUCUAUCCAUUAGCAUUUCCAUUCAUUGCAGUUGCUCUUCUGGUGCUUGCAGCCCUGGAAGUUUGUGACAGUGAUGCUGCCUUUUUUGCCACAAAGACACCUUUUUGUUUUUUUGUUUUUUUUAAAAGAGUCAGAUGCUAUUUACACUCCAGUCCAAAUUGUGUCAGAUAAUAUUUGCACCCAUAUUUAAAUACUAACAUAAAGUAUGGGCAUCACUGCAGUGUGUUUCUUGUGUUUAUUUGGAGUCCCACAGACACACUACAUUAACCCCUACCACUAAACCUAACCCUAACUUUCCCAUAGAAAAAAUAAUCUUGGUUCCCUAUCUGUCACUCACUCGACGUUGUGUUGAUGUAGUGACACUAGGGGUCACUCUUGGGAG
Molecule: messenger RNA, 7310 nt
Organism: Myxocyprinus asiaticus (Chinese sucker)
Lineage: Eukaryota; Metazoa; Chordata; Actinopteri; Cypriniformes; Catostomidae
Product: UPF0606 protein KIAA1549L-like
Exons: 22
Coding region: 232-4329 (1365 amino acids)
Source: RefSeq, a predicted model, not a curated record